This is a messenger RNA of Rotaria socialis, 786 nucleotides long. Lineage: Eukaryota; Metazoa; Rotifera; Eurotatoria; Philodinida; Philodinidae. The record is from the annotation of a GenBank genome assembly.
AUGGCCGUUGCUACUAUAUCGGAUGAAGAUUUUGACACAAACAAUGAUGACAGAUAUCUUGAGUUCUUCUGUCUUAUCUGGCUCGAUGACAAUAUAAAUGCUAAAGAAACUCGAGAUACUGAACAAAAUUUACGUUCAAUAAUUAAUAAUUUGAAGAAGUUUCAAGAUGUAACAAAAUGUCAAGAGUUUAUUGAACGAAGAUCACAAAACGAUCGAUUAAUACUCAUUGUUAGUGGUCAAUUAGAAAGAAAGAUAAUACCUUGUAUUCAUCAAAUUCGACAAGUUAUAUCAGUCUAUGUUUACUGUAUGAACAAAAAGAGCAAUGAAGCAUGGGCUUGUAAAUUUGCAAAGGUGAAAGGUGUCGAGAUUGACCUUGAUAAACUUGUUUCUCGAAUCAAAACCGAUCAUAAAAUUCAAAAGAAAGUAGAAGAACCAUUAUCCAUCAAUAUCUUUACUGCAAGCGCUGACUCGGGUACAUCAACAAUGGAAGUCAAUGGUGAAUUUGUUUUUUCUCAGAUUCUUAUUAAUUGUCUUCUACGACUAAAAGCCACUCAAUUAGACACAAAGGAGCUCAUUAAUCAUUGUAAAAAUGAAUAUGAAGGUAAUCAAAUCGAGUUGAGUAAUAUUAGUGAAUUUCAACAAGAUUAUUCACCUAAGAAAGUCUUACGGUGGUAUACUCGAGAAUCGUUCUUUUACAAAACUCUCAACGCUGCCCUACAUACACAAAACAUACACUUACUUUUUUUAUUUCGUUCAUUUAUUUCUGAUCUACAUCAACAAUUAUAA